GCGCUUCCUUUUCCAGCAGCGUCCGGCGAUCAUGGCGGACGUGGUUGCGGAGCAGGCGGCGGAGCAGAAACCGGCCCCGGAGCGGGAGCUGAACGGUGAGACGGAGGACCGGGAGGGGGCCGACCCGGUGGAGGAGACCGCCAAGAAGAAGCGGAGAAAGAAGAAGAAGAGCAACAAGACGGCGGCGACAGGCGCUGAGGCGGAGGCGGACGUUGUGGCCGAUGUGACCAAACAGCUGGAGAAGCAGGCGAUCGCAGACAAAGAGAAGGAGGAGGAUGGCGAAGAGGACGGAGAUGACGGAGAAAACUCGGCAGGGAAGAAGAAGAAGAAGAAAAAGAAGAAGAAAGGACCCAAAACUCAGACCGAUCCCCCGUCUGUGCCCAUCUGUGACUUGUACCCCAACGGAGUGUUUCCCAUCGGACAGGAGUGUGAAUACCCCGCCUCACAGGACGGUCGCAGCGCCGCGUGGCGGACGACCCACGACGAGAAGCGGGUGCUGGACAAGGCCAACGAGGAGGUGUGGAGCGACUUCCGGCAGGCGGCCGAGGCACACAGACAGGUCCGCCAGCACGUCCGUGGCUUCCUGAAGCCCGGCAUGACCAUGAUCGAGAUCUGCGAGCGACUGGAGGACUGCUCUCGUAAACUGAUCAAGGAGGAUGGUCUGAACGCCGGCCUGGCCUUCCCCACCGGCUGCUCGCUGAACCACUGCGCCGCCCACUACACUCCCAACGCCGGAGACACCACCGUCCUGCAGUACGACGACGUCUGCAAGAUCGACUUCGGCACGCACAUCAACGGCAGAAUCAUUGACUGUGCCUUCACCGUCACAUUCAACCCAAAGUACGACAAGCUGCUGGAGGCCGUGAGAGACGCCACCAACACCGGAAUCAAAAACGCUGGCAUCGACGUGCGUCUGUGUGACGUCGGUGAGGCGAUUCAAGAGGUGAUGGAGUCCUACGAGGUCGAGCUCGACGGCAAAACAUAUCAAGUGAAGCCGAUCCGAAACCUGAACGGUCAUUCGAUCGGUCAGUACAGAAUACACGCCGGGAAGACGGUGCCCAUUGUCAAAGGAGGAGAAGCGACGAGAAUGGAGGAGGGAGAGGUUUACGCCAUUGAGACGUUCGGCAGCACCGGUAAAGGCGUCGUCCACGACGACAUGGAGUGCUCUCACUACAUGAAGAACUUUGACGUCGGACACGUCCCCAUCAGGCUGCCACGUGCAAAGCACCUGCUGAACGUUAUCAACGAGAACUUUGGCACGCUGGCGUUCUGCCGCCGCUGGCUGGACCGCCUCGGCGAGAGCAAGUACCUGAUGGCGCUGAAGAACCUGUGCGACCUGGGCAUCGUGGACCCCUACCCGCCACUGUGCGACACCAAGGGCUGCUACACGGCGCAGUUCGAGCACACCAUCCUGCUCAGGCCCACCUGCAAGGAGGUGGUGAGCCGGGGAGACGACUACUGACACCCCCCACCACCCUGCACCUCCUCGUAACACAGGAAGUGCUCGUCUCAGUGGAGGACGCCAAAAUGCUACUGUAUUCUACCCAUAAUGCACCACUCACAGCUCGAGAAGAAGAAGAAGACGGACCUCAUUUUGAGAAGUAAAGAAGAGUUAACUGUCAAACAGUUAAAACCCACUCCAGUAAACACCCCCCACCCUCCUCUCUCUCUCUCUGUUUCUUUUAUUUUCUAAGUUUCUACGAAUCCGCUCGGAGCCUCCAGUGCUUCACUUUUAAAUUAAGCACAAACGCCACUGACGACGCAUGAACCCGGGAAAACCUCCGCAAAACAGACAAUUCAUAAAAACACAGAGCGUCUGCAGCCGUAAGCACGUUUGGCUUCUGAGGGAAACUCUGCACUCGAGUCGUCGUCGUUUCUAUUUAAAAGUAUCUUUGAAAUGGCGGCUGCUGCUGCCACUAUGUUCCCAGUUUAAAGAGAAAAACAACAAAGCUUAAUUUUGAACUCCCUGGAAAUGUUUUGUAAGAAAGUAAAAAAAAAAGAUUAUUAAAGUAAUUUUUUUUGCUCAGUG
Scophthalmus maximus (turbot) is the source of this 2029-nucleotide messenger RNA. It is a transcript of the gene metap2a, whose product is annotated as methionyl aminopeptidase 2a. Gene Ontology annotation, biological process: proteolysis. The record is from RefSeq and is a predicted model, not a curated record. NCBI's taxonomy places the organism in Eukaryota, Metazoa, Chordata, Actinopteri, Pleuronectiformes, Scophthalmidae. The transcript is spliced from 11 exons. Gene Ontology annotation, molecular function: metalloaminopeptidase activity. The coding region runs from base 32 to 1462 and encodes 476 amino acids.